Molecule: messenger RNA, 537 nt
Organism: Cladophialophora psammophila CBS 110553
Lineage: Eukaryota; Fungi; Ascomycota; Eurotiomycetes; Chaetothyriales; Herpotrichiellaceae
Exons: 1
Coding region: 1-537 (178 amino acids)
Source: RefSeq, a predicted model, not a curated record
AUGUUCUCCGACUUGUUCAAAGGCUCCCUGCAGAAUCUCGUCCUAGCAACCACGUUUUGGAGUUGCUUGAGUAGGACGGCGAAUAUUCAACAGAUGGGGGAGAAGAGAGAAGAGGAGCUGGUGAGCACGGACAAAUUCUGGGGCUCCAAGGUCCGACAGGGCGCUCAGAUCCGGCGGACCCCAGACACCAGACAAGGAUGCCUGUCGUUGGUCCUCGAUAUCAUCGCCCACAGUAGGUCUCGGCUUUCACGCUCCGAGGCUCCUGUCGAGCCAUCAAUUGCACCUUCAGAACGAAGAACUUGCGCCGCGGAAGACAUCGAAAGAGUCCGGACAGAGCACGAGCGUCAGAAGCAGGAAUACAUUGAACAAUUCGAAGCAUACAUCGCUGAAGACCUCCAACGGCGUCUGACACUAGAGAAUGAACAACGCCGCCAGAGCGAACACCAGAUCCAGUCGGCACAAGAAAGAGGACAUUGCUAUUUACCAAACGCAGCUGCAAGACAUGGAUCGUGUCAUGGAGGAGGCAGCACAGAUUGA